This is a messenger RNA of Cavia porcellus (domestic guinea pig), 731 nucleotides long. Its product is annotated as cytochrome c oxidase subunit 7B, mitochondrial. The coding region runs from base 197 to 442 and encodes 81 amino acids. The transcript has 3 exons. The record is from RefSeq and is a predicted model, not a curated record. NCBI's taxonomy places the organism in Eukaryota, Metazoa, Chordata, Mammalia, Rodentia, Caviidae. Gene Ontology annotation, biological process: mitochondrial electron transport, cytochrome c to oxygen. Gene Ontology annotation, cellular component: respiratory chain complex IV; mitochondrion.
GCUUCCGGUCUGCAGAUCUGACAGCGCUCACGUUUUCUGCUGCGCCAUUUUCUUUGGGCUGCUUCCUGUGGCGACGUGGGAAGCUGAAUCUUGAUCUUUCUGAAGAGAGCAUCUGGGCUUCAUUGUCUCCACCAGGCCUGAGGGCAACAAAAUAGACCAUAACUGCAAUCAACUGCAAUCCUAUCACACCUUUAUAAUGUUUCCCUUGGCCAAAUAUGCACUACUCAAUAUUCGAAAGAGUGGAAGCAUUCUGCAAAUUGCCGCAAGACAGGCCCAUCUGAAGCAGUCAUCGAAUUUUCAUGACAAAUACGGCAGUACUGUGCUAGCUGGUGGAACCAUUUUCUGUGCUGCUACAUGGGUGUUUUUAACUACACAGAUGGGAAUAGUGUGGAACCCAUCUCCUGUUGGCCGAGUUACCCCAAAAGAGUGGAAAGAAAUGUAAUUACCACCAUUAAUAUAAAACAGAAGUGUUUCAAACCCAACUUGUUAUAUACACAUUCUACUGUUCAUUUAAGAAAACACAACUAAAGAAAUAAAACAUGUUUGAAAUUAUAAAAUCAUUAUAAAUACUCAUUUUAGUGCCUGAAUUCAAUGCUAUGUAAGACUGAAUAUAGAUUUUAGAGGAUUAUGAAUAACAAAUAUUUAAAAGUAGAAUUAAUAAAGUCUGGUUUAUGGCUUACCCCAAGUAUUCAUCUUUGGAUGUACACAUACAUGUCCCUUAUGAAUAAAAU